Molecule: messenger RNA, 2111 nt
Organism: Cloeon dipterum
Lineage: Eukaryota; Metazoa; Arthropoda; Insecta; Ephemeroptera; Baetidae
Gene: cindr
Product: CIN85 and CD2AP related
Exons: 9
Coding region: 141-1892 (583 amino acids)
Biological process (GO): actin filament organization; cell migration
Molecular function (GO): protein binding
Source: RefSeq, a predicted model, not a curated record
AACCACCCGUGUAGAACACUGGCAACAACGCCGCGAGUCACUCUAUCAACAUCAGCUCGAAGAUGUUGUAAUGAAGUUUUAUUUCCUGGGAGCACUUCCAUCGCGCUUUUUUAUGUCUGCAGCAAGAAAAAUCUGACAAAAUGGUGGAGGCAAUUGUGGAGUUCAACUACAAAGCCGAUCAGCCGGACGAACUGACCCUGACCAAGGGUGACAUCAUCCAGGGCAUCGUGCAGCAAGAAGGCGGCUGGUGGACGGGUAUGCUGAACGGACGCAAAGGGGUGUUCCCCGACAACUUCGUCAGGGUGCUCGAGAAGAAGGACCGCAGAAGGUGCGUGGUGCUGUUCAGCUACGCACCGGUCAAUUCGGACGAGCUCGAGCUUCAGGUCGACCAGGAACUCGAAAUUAUCGAUGAAAUCGAGGAAGGCUGGUGGAAAGGAAAACUCGGCGAUAAGGUUGGAGUGUUUCCCUCCAACUUCGUAAAAGUUCUUCCCGAGGCGAAGAAAAAUGACAUUCCAUUGAAAGCAGAGGCUAAGCAGGAGAAGCGGUUGUCGCCCAAGCCUGUUCAGAAAGCCAUGAGUAAAUCCGCUGAGGAUGCUCGUCUAAGCUCAAAAUCCAAGAUGCCGGAACCAACUGAAGUAUCCAGUUUGCCCUCAGAGCGCGAGCUGUGCCGAGUCACGUUUGGCUACAAUGCUGUGAACAACGACGAACUAACGCUUCAGGUAGGCGAAAUCGUGACCAUCCUGAACAAAGACACUCAGGAGAAGGGCUGGUGGAAAGGCGAGGUGAACGGAAAGGUCGGGGUCUUCCCCGACAACUUCGUCGAAAUCAUCAAGACGGAUUCUGCGCCCUCUUUGCGAAAGAAGAAUAGUGAGAGCAAAAAGAAAAUUCCUGAUCCAGUCGUGGAAGACAAGUCAAGCGCGGCGUCAAAAACGCCGCCACUGCUGCCGAAGAAGCCGAAAGCGCCGCCGCCGCAGGAGGUCGAGUUGAAAAAGAUGAGGCCCGCACCCGAACCCAAAAUGAACAUUCCUGACAUGAAACCGAGCAUUCCCCCGUCUGCUGCGCUGGACGCCAAGUCGAAAAUCCUCGCCCCUCCGCUGGACCCUAAGUCAACGCCUCCAGCAGCGUCCGAAACCAAGAGCGGCCAGCACAACGAGUUUGAUAGCGUGCAGCGCAACGAUAUGCUGGUGCAGCCCGAGCGGCCCAAGGCGCCCAGACGCCGGCCCCCGUCGACGGUGCUCAAGCAGAAUGGACACGCGGAUGGAAACGAGGAGGAAGCUGUUGAUAAUGGCGUAGUAGAGGAUAUCAAGGUUUCCAUCGAAAUGAAGCCAAGGGAGCAGAAGAGUGAGGAGCCGGCGCUGCGCGAACCGCAGAAAAUGGAGAUGAAGAAGUCGCCGUUCAUGGAGGAGCUCAAAGGUGCAUUUAACCAGACAAAGAAAGACAAACCACCUCCCGCAAAACCGCGUCCCGUGUCAUUCGGCUUGUCGAUCACGGCGCCGAUGACCAGUCCCCGCAAGUCGCCGACGACGGACGAACUGAAGGCGCAAGUGAAGCCCAUGCCAGAGAAGCGGCCGCCAAGCGUCGACCCGACUGCCAAGCCGGAAAUGCCCAAGCCAGAGCCCCCCAAAUUCGAAAUGCCCAAGCCAGAGCCCCCCAAAGUCGAGAUGCCCAAGCCUGAUAUCGUGAAGCUGCCGCCGCCGAAACCAGAGGAUCCCAAAAAAGUGAGCUUUAAGUGUCACAUUGAAAUGCAUCAGCCAUUGACGUUGGAAGAGCGAGUCAAAGAGCUGGAGGAGACUGUUAAAAAGCUGGCUUCCGCUUUGCGCGAUGAAACGAGAUACCGACUGAGGCUAGAAGAAGAGGUUGAACGACUGUCAAAUCGAGUGGUGCAAAUCUAAGUAAAGUUAAUAUUGCCUUUUAAUUUUUUAUGACUAAACCGUGAAUUUGCUAUACAUUGCAUUUUAAAAAGUUUGUAACAAUGAAUGAAAGAUGCCGAUCUCCCAAAUAUGGCUUGAUACUUGGAAGGCUGUACAUAUACAGAGUGUGUCAUGUAAUCAUAUUUUUAAUUGCACAUUCCAAUUAAAUCAGUAUUUGAAAUAAACAAUAAUAGAAAGCAA